Neomonachus schauinslandi (Hawaiian monk seal) is the source of this 1802-nucleotide messenger RNA. RefSeq names its product junctional adhesion molecule 2 (gene JAM2). The record is from RefSeq and is a predicted model, not a curated record. Gene Ontology annotation, cellular component: tight junction; protein complex involved in cell adhesion; cell surface. Bases 227 to 1123 code for a protein of 298 amino acids. The transcript is spliced from 10 exons. Gene Ontology annotation, biological process: leukocyte tethering or rolling. NCBI's taxonomy places the organism in Eukaryota, Metazoa, Chordata, Mammalia, Carnivora, Phocidae.
GCCCGGGGACAGGCCAGACCUGCCCCUAGGCUGCCGGGUGAGAAGGCGCCCCCGGCAGGGGGAAACUGACAUCCAUCAGGGUCCGCCCACCGCUCCCCUCCUCUCCCCGGAGCGAAUCUCUCCUGCACUCCCGCCCCAGAAGUUGAGGGGCCCCCGCCCGGCCUGCCGCGCUCCGGCCGCCGGGACCCUCGGCCUCCGAGGAGCAGCCAGUUCGGACCCCGGGAAGAUGGCGAGGAGGAGCCGCCACCGCCUCCUCCUGCUGCUGCUGCGCUACCUGGUGGUCGCGCUGGGCUAUCAUAAGGCCUAUGGAUUCUCUGCCCCAAAAGACCAUCAAGUGGUCACAGCAAUAGAGUAUCAAGAGGUUAUUUUAGCCUGUAAAUAUCCAAAGAAGACCAUUUCCUCCAGAUUAGAGUGGAAGAAACUGGGCCGGAGUGUCUCCUUUGUCUACUACCAGCAGGCUCUUCAAGGUGAUUUUAAAGAUCGAGCUGAGAUGAUAGAUUUCAGUAUACGGAUCAAAAAUGUUACAAGAACUGAUGCUGGGAAAUAUCGCUGUGAAGUUAGUGCCCCAUCUGAGCAAGGCCAAAACCUGGAAGAAGAUACGGUCACUCUAGAAGUCCUAGUGGCCCCAGCAGUUCCAACCUGUGAAGUACCCAAUUCUGCUCUGAGUGGAACUGUGGUAGAGCUGCGAUGUCAGGACAAAGAAGGGAAUCCCGCUCCUGAGUACACAUGGUUUAAAGAUGGCGUCCCUUUGUCAGAGAAUCCAAAACUUGGCUCCCAAAGCACCAACAGCUCCUAUACAAUGAAUACAAAAUCUGGAACUCUGCAAUUUAACACUGUUUCAAAACUAGACAGUGGAGAAUAUUCCUGUGAAGCCCGUAAUUCUGUUGGACAUCGCAGGUGUCCCGGGAAACGAAUGCAAGUCGAUGAUCUCAAUGUGAGUGGCAUCAUAGCAGCUGUGGUGGUUGUGGCCUCAGUGAUUUCUGUUUGUGGCCUUGGCGUGUGCUAUGCUCAGAGGAAAGGCUACUUUUCAAAAGAGACCUCGUUCCAGAAGAGUAGUUCUGCAUCUAAAGCCACCACAAUGAGUGAAAAUGAUUUCAAGCAUACAAAAUCCUUUAUAAUUUAAAAGAAUUCCACCUUUGAGAUACGCCAAAACCACAGUUGUUACACAAGUUAUUAAAAGAUUAUAAAACUCUGCUUUGUCUUACAUUUGCAAAGAGUACAUGAGGAGAUGAAUUUGGUAUUUCGUGAUAAUUUUUAUGAUCUUUAAAUUACUUGAAAUUGUUAUUUUAAACAAAUAGUUCUGUCAGCACCUAAAUAAAAUCCAGUCUGGCUUUUUGCCUCUGGACUAAGUUAAAAGAAUCACAAAACUUUGUAAGAUUCUGGGGUUUAUGAAAUGUUAAAUGUCCUAAUUCCUAGAGAAACUUACUAAAAUAUAUGAUACUGAUUGUGAAAUUAAUCCACAGAGCAUGAAAAUACAAACUAUGUGCACCCUCUGUGCAGGAGUCUGAUUUAGAGGGUUCAGAAACUACUGACAGACGCAAAAGGAACCUCUAGUCUCAUUUCUACCAGAAUCCUCUUUUCUCCCCUAAUACAGUCCUUACUCCGCUGCUCAUUUGUCACUAAUCUAUUCACAGAAGGGAGGUAGGAGGAGUGAGUCUUAUUCCCAAGGAUUUGCACUUUGUGUUUAUUUUUAUUUCUGGGGAACCAAAAGCAACAUGAAGAAAAAUACCUAAUGACCAGAGCUCACUCCCUUGGCAUGUGUCACUGAUUUUUUUCAUUAAACAUAAUUUUGAGAGUCAAAC